AAAAACUUCGCCUUGGCCUCACUGCUCAUCAUUAAUUGGUAGCACUGAACAUUUUGUCAUUUGAAAUAAAACGGAUAAAUUUAUUUUGGUCAUAGAAGCGUUCUAUAUUCUAUUAAUAUAUUCAUUUUUUCUAUGAUAUAUAAAUAAUCCAUAUAACUAUUUUACGUUUAUUCUUAAUAAAGAUAAAAAUGAGUUCAAAUAAACGUCAAUAUAAGUGUAAGAAUAACCCCAAUAAAUUUUGUUAUGUGUGUGGCGAAUAUAUUUUUGUUACACCCCCGAAUUUUACUAGUACAUUGCAAUCUGCGUAUCGUCUUUACUUUUAUAUUUCUCCAGAGAACUUAGGUGAAUCGUGGACGCCAAAUGUCUUAUGUAACACGUGCAAAACUGGAUUAACAAUGUGGAUGACAGGCGCAAAACGAUACUUAUCAUUUGAUGUACCAACAAUUUGGCGACAACCAAUGUGUCACGAAGUUGAUUGCUACUUCUGCUUGACUAAAAUAAAGCAACAUGGACGUCAUAAAACAGUUGAAUAUGCACAUGUAAACUCCAUGUCAAAACCUGUUCCACAUUCACUCUCAGUUAAAUAUCCUGUUUGCCCCAAAAAGAAUAUAGUGAAUCGCCAGAAUCAAGUAAUCAUGCCGAAUGAAAAAUCAGAGUUAUUGGCAUCAAGAUUGCAAGAACGAAAUUUAUUAAAAUCACAAGUAAAAGUUACAUUUUACAGAAGUCGUCAGAAAUAUUAUGCUCAAUAUUAUAUAAAAAAAAACAAUGUUUGUUAUUGUAACGACAUUUACGGUUUGUUUAAAGAAUUUGGUGAGCCAUAUGAUCCAACCGAAUGGCGUUUGUUUAUUGAUAGCAAUUAA
Molecule: messenger RNA, 860 nt
Organism: Daktulosphaira vitifoliae (grape phylloxera)
Lineage: Eukaryota; Metazoa; Arthropoda; Insecta; Hemiptera; Phylloxeridae
Exons: 3
Coding region: 189-860 (223 amino acids)
Source: RefSeq, a predicted model, not a curated record